Molecule: messenger RNA, 462 nt
Organism: Tribolium madens (black flour beetle)
Lineage: Eukaryota; Metazoa; Arthropoda; Insecta; Coleoptera; Tenebrionidae
Gene: Tbca
Product: tubulin-specific chaperone A
Exons: 2
Coding region: 124-462 (112 amino acids)
Biological process (GO): post-chaperonin tubulin folding pathway; tubulin complex assembly
Cellular component (GO): cytosol; microtubule cytoskeleton
Molecular function (GO): beta-tubulin binding
Source: RefSeq, a predicted model, not a curated record
CAUAUCCACAUACGAUUGCAAACAUCGAAAUGUGUGAAAAACCUAACCUUCAUCCUUUAUAAAAAGCCGCAUAUGAGUAAUUUCGAAGUGUGAUUAAUUUUCCGAAUCCGUCACUUCAGUGUUAUGGCCGAUCCUCGUCUAAAAACUCUCAAAAUCAAAACAGGUGUAGUAAAGAGAUUAGCCAAAGAAAAAGUGACUUAUGAGAAAGAAGCCGAUCAGCAGCGAAACAGAAUUGAAAGAUUAAAACGCGAAGGUAAAGACGAAUAUGACAUCAGGAAACAAGAGGAGGUCCUCCAGGAGAGUCUGAUGAUGGUCCCGGAUUGUCAGAGACGUCUCGCACUCGCUUACGACGAAUUGACCAAAAUUCUUGAAUCUGAACAAGACUUGAAAGAACUUGAGGAGUACCACACUGCGUUGAAAGUGCUCGAGGAGGCAAAAUUGCAGUUGCCUCACAAGGACUAA